GAGGAGGUGGGCAGGUUUAGCUCCUGGUGAGGAGAGAUGGAGCUGGGAGGGACUGUGGGGACACCGAGAGCCCCCAUCAAGUCCGUGGGAGCAGAGGCUGAGCGUCCAUCAGCCCGCUCUGCCCCUGAGCUUUUGGGGUCCGUCAGGAUCGAUGCCCAAGCAGAGCAGCCCACGCGGUGCUGCGAUGGUCAGAGUGAGCACCACAGGGACAGCAGUGCGGGCUCCUCCAGGCUCCCCACGCAGCACUCUCUCCACUCCCUGUGCCUCUGCCAUGUCCCGCAGCCCACCAGCAGCCGAGGACCAGACCUUCCUCCUGGAGUACCGCUGCCACCCGCUGCGAUCCGGACCCCCUGCACCAACCUCCCCUCCAGGCAAGCGCAAUCCUGACUCCGCCAUGAGCAGCUUCCCCAUGGCUGAGCCACGCCGCAUCGUGCUGAGCACCGACAGCCCGGCUGCGCUGAAGGUGGGCACGCAGCAGCUGAUCCCCCGGAGCCUGGCGGUCUCCACCAAGACCAAGAACCCCACGCGGAACCCCAGCGCUGGAUCCAUCCCUGAUGCUGCGUGCUCGGGGCAAAAGCGAGCGUCCGUCCCCAGCAUCACACUGCAGGAGGGCACGGAGGAGGAUGGAGGAGGGAUGCUCAAACGCAACCUGAGGAACAUGUCGUACCGUGCAGCCAUGAAGGGCACUGGCACGGAGAUGGAGCCUGUGAGCACCGUGCCUACACUGAAACCACUGCUGGAGGAGGGGAGCGCUCCGCCUGCCCGCAGCCCUGGCAGAAGCAAGCGAACCCUCGGGAGGAAGCGGGUGCAGAAGCACGGCGGCUCAUUCAAGGACCAGCCACGGCUGUACCAGGAAAUCCGUGAGAGAGGGCUGAACUCAGUCAGCCAUGAGUCGGACGAGGAUUUGCUGGAGGAGCCCAGCCCUGAGGAGCCUUCCCCGCCUGGUGCUGCCAUCGUGGUGCGGAGUUAUCGGCCUGCACAGGUCACCUGGAGCCAGCUCCCAGAGGUGCUGGAGGCGGGCUUGCUGGAGGCCAUAAAGCCUGAGGAGCGCAAGAGGCAGGAGGCGAUGUUUGAGAUCAUCACAUCAGAGUUCUCCUACAUGCACAGCCUGACUGUGCUGGUGGGCUGCUUCAAGAAGUCGGAGGAGCUGAAGGAGACCAUGACCCAGACGGAGCACCACCACCUCUUCUCCAACAUCAGCGACAUCCUGGCUGUCAGCACCAACUUCUUCCAAGCCCUAGAGAAGCGACACCAGGAGAACGUCCUCAUCCCCGACAUCAGUGACAUAGUGGAGGAGCACGCCUCGAAGCACUUCAACCCCUACAUCAGUUACUGCUCCAACGAAGUCUACCAGCAGAGGACACUGCAGAGGCUGCUAAACACAAACCCCUUAUUUAAAGAGGCCUUGAAACAAAUUGAAAGGAAACCAGAAUGUGGAGGGCUGCCACUGAUAUCAUUUCUCAUUCUCCCUAUGCAGAGAGUAACGCGGCUUCCUCUGCUGUUAGAUACAGUCUGUCAAAAAACACAAGCAUGCACUGCAGCGUAUGGAGCUGCCACCAGAGCUCUGAAAGCCAUCAGUAAGCUGGUUAAGAACUGCAACGAAGGAGCUCGUGCAAUGGAGAGGACAGAGCAGCUGUGCACUCUGCAGAAGCAGCUGGAGUUUGGGAAGAAGAAGCCUUUUCCCCUGAUCUCUGCCUCUCGCUGGCUGUUGAAGCGGGGUGAGCUCUACCUGCUCUCCUCUGAGGAAGGAGGAAUCUUCCGUAAGGGCUCUGGCAGGGUCUGCCACCUCUUCCUCUUCAAUGACGUCCUGAUCAUCACCAAGAAGAAAAGUGAGGAGAGCUACACCGUCAUGAACUACGCCAUGCUGGACCAAGUCUCAGUGGAGAAGAUGGAGCCCACAGAGCCGCCAUCCCCUCCUCCCGGCCGGCCAGGCGGGCACCUGCUGCGUGUGGCCAUGGAGAGGGACAGCGAGGGCCGGCGGGAGGAGGUGCUGCUGUCAGCAGAGACGCUGAGUGACCGGGCACGCUGGGUCACCGCGCUGAUGCACCGGGAGCGAGAGCAGCCUGACAGCACUCCCCGUGGAGACCUGAGCCAAGUGGAGAUAACCCGUGCCUACAUGGCCAAGCAGGCAGAUGAGAUUUCCCUGCAGCAGGCUGAUGUGGUGCUGGUGCUGGGCGAGGAGGAUGGCUGGUGCUGGGGUGAGCGGCUGCGGGACGGCGAGCGGGGCUGGUUCCCCCAGGCCUGUGCUCGACCCAUCACCAGCCGUGUGGCUGUGGAGUGCAACGUGAGGCGGAUGGAGCGGCUGCGGAUCGAGACGGAUGUGUAACAGCCAGGCCUGACCCCGUGGGAGCUCCAGAGCUCUGUAUGCUGAGCCCUGCCAGGAGGCAGCAGGAGAGCCAUUCUUCCUGGGUUUGAUGGGCAGGGACUGGUUGUGGCAGCAGUGUUGAUGGCUGUUAAUUGACACGGGACCUGGCGUUCCAGGUGCCUUUGGCCAAGCAUUAGGAUGUCCUUGCCCGGUGCAAAGCUGGCUUUCCUCUAUAACUCAGCACCAAGGAGUGGUUAAGGAUGAGGGUCAGAGCAGGGAAUGGUGCUGUGGCUGCUGAGCCGCUCAGGCCUGUUUGCAAUGGAAGGAGUGCUGGAGGCAAUGGGGAUGCUCAGGGCAGCAUUGCUCUGAUGUCUCUGUUUGCAUCAAACUGCCAAAGGAUGAAGGAGACCAACAAUAAAUUCUUGGAGCCUAAUGAGACAAGUGUCCUCCUUGCCCAAAGUGCAGCAGUGGCCCCCCACCAAGGAGCCAGGUGUUCCCCACUACUAAUCAACCAGCAGGAAGCUCCAUCUGCCAGCUGUGUCUUUGCUGCUGAUUUGUGAUGGAUGUGGCUCAGGAGCCGUCCUUCAAAAGAGCUGCAGAGACAUUCACAUGUAACUAACUGAAGGGAAGAGACGAGGCAAAAAGAAGUUCAGUGAGGCUGUUUAUUUCUAUCAACUGUGGAAGAAUGAGAAUUGUUAAUCAGUGCUGAAUUAAAGGAGGUAAGAGUCUAA
This is a messenger RNA of Meleagris gallopavo (turkey), 3036 nucleotides long. RefSeq names its product Rho guanine nucleotide exchange factor 16 (gene ARHGEF16). Gene Ontology annotation, biological process: activation of GTPase activity. Gene Ontology annotation, molecular function: protein binding; guanyl-nucleotide exchange factor activity. Lineage: Eukaryota; Metazoa; Chordata; Aves; Galliformes; Phasianidae. The record is from RefSeq and is a predicted model, not a curated record.